CAAACCGGGGCACCACACCCCAACACACCACCAUGGCCUCGGAAGCGCCGCCCCAGCUCGACGAGCCCGCCCCCGACGCCCACGCUCACCACGCCGACAGCAGCGCCGAUGCAGCCCAGAAGCAGGCCGUCAAGCGGUCGUGGAGGCGCAAGUUCCGCAAGAUGCGCAUCCAGUUCGACAACGCCAUGAGCGAGAGCAACCGGCUGAUCAUGGACGAGUGGAAGGCCAUGGGCACGGCGCGCCGCCUGCAGCAGGAAAACGACCAGCUGCUCGACGCCCUGCUCGACUUCAACGACCAGCCACGCGUCGCCGCCCGCCACCGCUUCGACCUGCGCGACAUCCCGCACUACGACACGGCCCUGCCCUCGCUCGAGCCCGCCGUCACGUCGCUGCCCGGCACCGUCCCGCCCCACACCAUCAAGUCGCUGGCUACCCUCGAGGCCCGCGUCCCCCACACGGCCCGCCACGACCUCAACGCCCACGCCCCCGACGCCCUCCCCAUCGACCUCUCCGACACCGCCCCGGGCUACAUGUCGCCCGCCCACGAGGAGGAAAACCUACUCACCCUCGACCAAACCUUCGACCUCCCCGACUUCGACACAAUGCUGCACCAAGGCCGCCUCCCGCGCGUCCCCUCCUCCCACCCGCCCCUCAGCGAAAAAGACCUCACAGUCCGCAACCCAGACAGCGUCUACAGCUGGCUGCGCAAACACCAGCCCCAGGUCUUCCUGCAGGACAAGGACGCCGCACACCACGACAACAUGUCCGAGAAGGCUGCGCCUAAGACGGCAGCCGCGAGCAGCAGGAAGGGGAAGCGCGAGUCUGUCCUUGGUGGGGGCACGCCGGGCCCGCGUGAUCAUGAUGAUGAGGAUUCGGGACUCGCGCCUGAGACGGCGAAGGGGAGAAGGAAAACUGGCGGUGGUGCGGCGGGGGGUGAUGAUGAUACUGCGUAUCGCCCUAAAGGCGGGAGCAGUCGCCCUGCUAAGCGCAAGCGUGAAGACGGUGAUCCAGCCGUCAAAUCAAAGAAGAAGAUUCGCCCCAGCGCGGGUCCGCCUGCAGCCUGA
Messenger RNA from Dothidotthia symphoricarpi CBS 119687, 1064 nucleotides. RefSeq lists its product as uncharacterized. Gene Ontology annotation, cellular component: Ino80 complex; nucleus. The transcript has 2 exons. The record is from RefSeq and is a predicted model, not a curated record. Gene Ontology annotation, biological process: chromatin remodeling. Bases 33 to 1064 code for a protein of 343 amino acids. Lineage: Eukaryota; Fungi; Ascomycota; Dothideomycetes; Pleosporales; Dothidotthiaceae.